Tarenaya hassleriana is the source of this 1300-nucleotide messenger RNA. Its product is annotated as homeobox-leucine zipper protein HAT4-like. Gene Ontology annotation, cellular component: nucleus. The transcript has 4 exons. Gene Ontology annotation, molecular function: DNA-binding transcription factor activity, RNA polymerase II-specific; sequence-specific DNA binding. Lineage: Eukaryota; Viridiplantae; Streptophyta; Magnoliopsida; Brassicales; Cleomaceae. Bases 133 to 1056 code for a protein of 307 amino acids. The record is from RefSeq and is a predicted model, not a curated record. Gene Ontology annotation, biological process: regulation of DNA-templated transcription.
CAUUCAUCAUUCAACUCAUCAACCCUCUCAAAAAGGAAAAAAAAAAGCAGAGAAAUUUAUUGCGCAAACGGAGUCAAGUGCAAUUUUCUCGUGGGGUUUCUGUUUGUUUCCCGAGAAAACUUUAGAGAAAAGAUGAUAGUCGAAAAAGACGACCUGGGUCUGAGCCUGAGCUUGAGUUUUCCCCAGAAUCAGAUGAAUCAAAAGCUGAAUCCGUCUGCUUCUGUAUCUUCUUCGUCUUCUCCGUUCGAUUUGAUCCGGAAAUCUCCGUGGAACGAUUGUUUUAAUUCUUCAGCUCCAAACCCCGAGUCAUGUCGUUUAGGCACAAGAACCUUCCUCCGGGGCAUCGACGUGAAUCGGCCGCCGUCGAUGGCGGCGGACUGCGACGACGACGCUGGCGUAUCGUCCCCCAACAGCACCGUCUCCAGCGCAAGUGGGAAGAGAAGCGAGCGAGAAACCAACGGAUCGGAGGAACACGACACAGAUCCGCUGUGUUCCCGCGGGAUCAGCGACGAAGAAGACGGCGACACGUCGAGGAAGAAGCUGAGGCUGUCGAAAGAUCAAUCGGCUGUUCUUGAAGAGACCUUCAAGGAGCACAGUACUCUGAAUCCGAAACAAAAGCUGGCUUUGGCGAAGCAGCUGGGGCUGAGGCCGAGACAAGUUGAAGUUUGGUUCCAGAACAGAAGAGCAAGGACAAAGCUGAAGCAGACGGAGGUGGACUGUGAGUUCUUGAGAAGGUGCUGCGAGAAUCUGACGGAAGAGAACAGGAGGCUUCAGAAAGAAGUGACGGAGCUGAGGGCGUUGAAGCUGUCGCCUCAGUUCUACAUGCACAUGGCUCCUCCCACCACUCUCACCAUGUGCCCUUCCUGCGAGCGUGUCUCCGUCCCUCCUCCGACGCCGUCUUCCUCCUCCGCCGCAGCAGCUCCGGUGACUUCCGGUGCCCCCGCCUCCGUUCACCACCACCGUCAACACCAGAGGCCAGUGGCCGUCAAUCCGUGGGGUUCCGGCUCUCCCAUCUCCCACGGGCUGCCGUUCGAGGCUCUUCGUCCGCGGUCGUGAUUCCUGGUCGGGGUGCGAAGGGUAUUUUGGUCAUUUACCGAAAUCCUUCGCAGGAAAAUCUAGGUUGUCUUUUUUUUUAAAAAGAAAAAAGGAGGUUAAGUUAGGUUGACUCAGCAAGAUGUUCUUGUUUAACAUGUAUGUAUAUGUUUUUUUUUAAUUAUAAAACUUUUGGUAAUUAUUUUGACCUAACCUAAUAUCCUCUUUUGAUAUUUCACGUGAAGGCAAAUCCUUGUUUUAGUUCAAA